CAUCCAGCGAAUUUUCUUCGAACCGAUAUUCGAGAAGCAAAAGUUGCAAAUGGAGUACAUUUACCAGUUGCACCUGGGAAAAGGUCGUUACAGUUGCUACAGUUGACAACUGAAAGACGGGCGUACACACUGACACGUUUCCGGGCGAACAUGCAUUAUUCUUUUCGUGAGAAUCGAUCCGGCAUUAGCGCUGUUCGUCACACUGAUCCACCAGUGAUGGUUGCGGGAAUCCUCUUUUUGAGUGAUACCAUGCUACAAGUGGUAGCUCCGGAGAAGCUGACCAAUGUGCUUUUGGAGUGUUUUGAGCCGACUCAGGGUGUCGAAGAUAUGAUAGCCGUCCUCGAUCGUUGCACAUAUGAAGAGCUGAACUUUCGACAUUGUGUUCUGGCUUGGGGUCACGAUCUGAUCACCUACCUCAAGAAUAGCGCGAUAGAUGCUGCCGGUAAAGCUAUCGCUGCUCUGAUUCAUUUACGAGCGACGCUGGAAAAUAAGAGGGAAGCCUACGAACGUGAGGGCUAUCGUCGAAGGAAAUCGCCGCAGUUCUGGAUAUUGACGAUCCCU
Messenger RNA from Ostertagia ostertagi, 561 nucleotides. The record is from the annotation of a GenBank genome assembly. Lineage: Eukaryota; Metazoa; Nematoda; Chromadorea; Rhabditida; Trichostrongylidae.